ACAGAGAGAUGAGCUUCAUCCUCACUGGAUAACAACCAGACCUCUGGCAUCCUGAAGCAGACUUUUUUGGCAGAAAAACAAUGGCAGAUGAAACCUUUAAGAAACAGUUCCUGGAUGCACAUAAUAACUACAGGGCUGCGCACGGUGCUCAGAACCUGACCUACAAUGGUGAUCUGAACUCUGCAGCGCAGAAAUGGGCUGACCAUCUUCUGCAAUCUAAGACCAUGGAACACAGUAACAUUGAGGAUGGCGAAAACAUCUACUACUCAUACAAUUCACAGAAAGUUACACUACAAGGAAAGUCAGCUGUAGAUUCUUGGUACAGUGAAAUCAAGGAUUAUGACUUCACCCGGCCUGGAUUCCAACCAAAAACUGGACAUUUUACCCAGGUGGUGUGGAAAGACACCAAGGAGCUUGGUGUUGGCGUGGCCACCGAUGGUCACACUGUCUUUGUGGUUGGGCAAUACCGCCCAGGUGGGAACAUAACAAACGCAGGUUACUUUGAAAAAAACGUUCAACAAAAACACUAAAGGUUAAAAGCUGUGCAGGUGGCUGCCAGCAGAGGGCAGAAUGCUGCAGGUUACACCUCCAGUGAGAGAAACUCAGCUCAGGGAAAAAGAAACUGUAUAACGUCUGGUGAUGGGAAGGGGAGAGUCUUUUUUUUCUUUCUUUCUUUUUAAUUAUGACAUAUAGAAUAGUGUAAUUAGUGAUCUGAGCAAAAUGAACAAAGCUUCAAAUAAAUGUUUUCCUGGAAAUGUCCAGUGCAAUUUCACUUGUAAAGCAUGACCAUGCAUGCUACCAUGCAUAUAAGCAGGUAUAUUGUGUAUAUUCUUCUGAAACAAAUAAGGUUGUUGAGUUUUGUAUGUAGAAGAGCAAACACAUGGUGAGCCUGUGGAGCCAUUUUUUUCUGAAUUCUAUCAAAGAGGCUGUCAUCUUGUAAUCUGUUGAUGACAAUGACAAAUAAAUCUUAUCUUAUCUUA
Messenger RNA from Xiphophorus maculatus (southern platyfish), 980 nucleotides. RefSeq names its product Golgi-associated plant pathogenesis-related protein 1-like. Bases 81 to 530 code for a protein of 149 amino acids. The transcript has 6 exons. The record is from RefSeq and is a predicted model, not a curated record. Gene Ontology annotation, cellular component: extracellular region. NCBI's taxonomy places the organism in Eukaryota, Metazoa, Chordata, Actinopteri, Cyprinodontiformes, Poeciliidae.